Molecule: messenger RNA, 638 nt
Organism: Malus domestica (apple)
Lineage: Eukaryota; Viridiplantae; Streptophyta; Magnoliopsida; Rosales; Rosaceae
Product: signaling peptide TAXIMIN 1-like
Source: RefSeq, a predicted model, not a curated record
GUGGUUUAGAGGAAGCCGGCAAUAGAAUACAAGUCCUUGUUUGACUAUAUAUACCCCCAAACUAUACCUAUUCCUUAGUCAUAUCGUUUCCUACAAUUGACAACAAACCAAACGAAGUUGCCUUCCAUAGUUAUCGUCUUCCGCAACCUACAAACUAUAAAGAAGUAGAAGAGAGACAAGAACACCAAAAAACAAGCGAUGAGCUGCUGCUGCGGAGACGAUUGUGAAUGCAGGCCGCUAGGGUUUCUCCUCGGCCUGCCCUUCGCCUUCGUCGCUCUCAUCCUCUCCGUCAUCGGCGUCGUCAUCUGGAUAGUCGGGUUGGCGUUGACUUGCAUAUGUCCGUGCUGCUUGUGCGUGACGAUCAUAGUUGAGUUUGCUCUGGCGUUGAUCAAGCUUCCCUUUUCGAUCAUGAAGUGGUUCACAUCUAAGAUUCCUUGUUAAUUACGAUCUGAUACGUAGCGUGUAAUUUAAUAGUGGUUUGUUCAUUUUUCAACCACAGUUUUUUUUCUCGAUCUUUCCACUUUCUGUUGAUUUUUUUUGUUGAAAAUUUGUUCGAACAUUGCAAAAGAAAGCCUUAGGAAUCCUUGUUCGAUGAAUUUGUCAGGGUAAAUUUAUGAAAUUUGGGUUGGCACUUAAAA